AUGCCCGAAUGGUUCGAUGAUACUUCGUCGUCUGAAUCCGACAGGGUAGCUCAAGAGAUCAUUGAUGAGAUCCAGUUGCAGAAACAAUUGAUUGCUCAAAUAUACUCCCAACCGGAACCGGAACGUAUUGUUUAUCACCGAUCUUACGUCUACCGUGAUCGUGAGGCUGCUCAUUUACGUCUUAUGCAAGACUACUUCAAUGACAAUCAAACGUACGGGCCUACAUUUUUCCGACGUCGUUUUCGGAAGCAGAAGGAGUUGUUCUUGCGCAUCAUCGAUGCUAUGCAAGAUGAAGAUAGUUACUUCCAGAUGAGCUAUGAUGCACGAGGUCGGGACUCUCUCACGUCUUUGCAGAAAUACACGGUGGCUAUCCGCAAAUUAGCCACCAGCGUCAGUGUGGAUACUUUUGACGAGUAUCUCAAGGUUGCUGAUACGAGGGGGCGUCUAUGCCUCAAGAGAUUCUGCAAGGCUGUCAUCCGGGCUUACGGAGCCAGAAUUGUCCAAAGGCGUGGCAUGGCCCAUAUAUACGCGGUGAUCAAGGGAAGCCCACCUUGA
This is a messenger RNA of Salvia miltiorrhiza (redroot sage), 555 nucleotides long. RefSeq lists its product as uncharacterized. NCBI's taxonomy places the organism in Eukaryota, Viridiplantae, Streptophyta, Magnoliopsida, Lamiales, Lamiaceae. The transcript has 2 exons. The record is from RefSeq and is a predicted model, not a curated record. The coding region runs from base 1 to 555 and encodes 184 amino acids.